AUGGGCCCCGCGCCUGAUGAUGGAGGCUCAGCGAUUGAGGACCCCCGACCCGACGACGAACUCAACAACAACAACAACACCAACGCAAACACCACCUCUUCCGAGCCCGCAGUCCUGGCUGGCGCCAACAUCCGCACGAGAGCCCGGACCAUGACGAGCACCGAAGAAAUCGACAAUACCAUCAUCCGGCCGGGCUCCGUCCGUAUCAACGUCAAGGGCGCCUUCAUCGUCGAUCCGGACUCGAGUUCUCCGAGCAACAAUGGCCGAGGUUCGCCGACCCACCACGAGACGAGCGAUAUCCGCCUGCCCAAUCACCAUGCCGUCGUGAGCCAUAUCGCCGUUGAUAUUGGCGGCUCCCUGAUCAAGCUCGUCUAUUUCACGCGCGAACCUCACUCUGCCGAGCCUGGUGGCCGCCUCAACUUCCUCAACUUCGAGACCGAUCGCAUCGACGACUGCAUUGAGUUUAUGCGCCACCUCAAGGAUAAGCAGCAGACCCUCAAUGGCUCCAAGCCGAACGAACUGAGCGUCAUGGCGACCGGAGGUGGCGCCUUCAAGUUCUACGACAAGAUGCGGGACGUCCUGGGCGUAGAUGUGCUGCGCGAGGAAGAGAUGGAGUGUCUCAUCAUCGGUCUCGACUUCUUCAUCACCGAGAUACCCCGCGAGGUCUUUACCUACAGCGAGACCGACCCUAUGCACUUUGUCUCGCCCUCGGAGAACAUCUAUCCCUACCUCCUUGUCAACAUUGGCUCCGGUGUCUCACUCCUCAAGGUUUCGGGCCCCCGCGAAUAUCAGCGUGUAGGCGGAACCUCGCUCGGAGGUGGCACGCUGUGGGGUCUCCUCUCUCUCCUCACCGGCGCUCGGAGCUUUGACGAGAUGCUCGACCUGUCCGAACGAGGGGAUAACGCCAAGGUCGAUAUGCUCGUCGGCGACAUCUACGGCGGCGACUACGGAAAGAUUGGUCUCAAGAGCACGACGAUCGCUUCUUCGUUCGGCAAGGUCUUCCGCAUGAAGCGCACAGCCGAGAACGAAGCCGAGGACCACGGUGGUCUGCAUAACGGCGACAACAAAAACGUGGGUCCUUCUUCAGACCCGGCCGAGCCAGCCGAGGAGGACCACCAAAACGCCGCGGAGCACGCCUCAGAUCAACCGUUCUCUGGUGCUGACAUCUCACGGUCUCUGCUAUAUGCCAUUUCGAACAACAUUGGCCAGAUUGCCUUCCUCCAAUCGCAAAUCCACAACCUCGACCACAUCUACUUUGGCGGCUCAUUCAUCCGCGGCCACCGGCAAACGAUCAACACCCUCAGUUAUGCCAUCAAGUUCUGGUCUCAAGGCAAGAAGCAGGCUUACUUCCUCCGCCACGAAGGCUACCUCGGCUCGGUCGGCGCCUUUCUUAAGCGCCAGCCGCGCAACUGGGGUCGCCGUGGUUCGUUCGAGCAGGCGGAGCCUCUUGAGCGCAGGCUGCGGGAUCGCAGAAUUCAUGAUGCGGAGAUGCAGAGUCUCGUCGAUGACUACGCCUCAGAAUCGGGACGCGAAUCGGGACGCGAAUAA
This is a messenger RNA of Colletotrichum spaethianum, 1548 nucleotides long. Its product is annotated as pantothenate kinase. The record is from RefSeq and is a predicted model, not a curated record. Bases 1 to 1548 code for a protein of 515 amino acids. Gene Ontology annotation, molecular function: pantothenate kinase activity; ATP binding. The transcript has 3 exons. Lineage: Eukaryota; Fungi; Ascomycota; Sordariomycetes; Glomerellales; Glomerellaceae. Gene Ontology annotation, biological process: coenzyme A biosynthetic process. Gene Ontology annotation, cellular component: cytosol; nucleus.